Aspergillus tubingensis is the source of this 750-nucleotide messenger RNA. RefSeq lists its product as uncharacterized. The transcript has 2 exons. NCBI's taxonomy places the organism in Eukaryota, Fungi, Ascomycota, Eurotiomycetes, Eurotiales, Aspergillaceae. The coding region runs from base 1 to 750 and encodes 249 amino acids. Gene Ontology annotation, cellular component: nucleus; cytoplasm. The record is from RefSeq and is a predicted model, not a curated record.
AUGCGCUUUCUCUGCCUCCACGGAAUCGGCUCAAACGCCGAAGUGUUCAACACCCAACUAUCCGCGAUCCAGGCGGCUCUAGGGUCACAGCACGAGUUUGUCUUUGUCGAUGGCGAUAUCCCAUCUGAGGCCGGACCAGGCGUGUAUGGACUCGCCGAAGGGCCGUACUUUUCGUUCUUCAACCUCCCUAUUGCGUCUCAGAUGUACGACGCCUUUGAGCUCAUUGAUCAGGCCUUAGAAGAUGAUGGACCUUUCGAUGGCAUCUUUGGCUUUUCACAAGGAGCCGCUGUGGCUGCUUCCUAUCUUCUCAGGAAUCAGGACACGCAUCUACCAUUCAAGUGCGCCGUCUUUUUCUGUGCUACGGCGCCAUUCAACGUGGAAUCGGCCACAUUCCGAUCGAUGGAUGACGGAACCUUCAGAGAUGAAGUCACAGGUGAAGAUGUCACGGCGGAAAUAGCAGCGAAUAUUCCUGAUCUCUUGGAUCGAAAAAAGUUUCCCUCUCAAGGAAAGUCUAUGAUCCGACCAUACCCGUCUGACGGCUCGAUUGAGAUACCACUACCAACAGUACACGUCUAUGGUAGAAAUGAUGGGUACUAUCCACAAUCCCGAAACCUAGUCGAAAUGUGUCAGUCCUCCGACAGGGAGGUGCUGGAGCAUAAAGGGGGGCACAGCAUCCCUUGGGAGCAAGGGAUAACCAGUCGUAUCGUUGAUCUUCUCCGGAGGCUAGUCCAUGCCGUUGAGCUGCAGUAA